Messenger RNA from Thamnophis sirtalis, 3821 nucleotides. The record is from RefSeq and is a predicted model, not a curated record. NCBI's taxonomy places the organism in Eukaryota, Metazoa, Chordata, Lepidosauria, Squamata, Natricidae.
GAUCUGGAACAACAGUGGCAGGACCUCAUGUCUAUCAUGGAAACACAGCUUGGUGGCCGGAGGGGAGAAUUGGAUACAUAAAAAUGCAUUUUUAUGUACAAAAUAGCCUUGAGGGAAAACAAUAGGUCUUCCUAGAUGCUUUCCUGAUGGUUAGAGGACAGUAACUGAUAAGAUUGUUAUCUAAAAACAAGGUAUUUAAUUUCUUAUUUGUUUAUAGUGAACCCCAUAUCUGAAUUUUUUGUCCAUCUAAGUGGAUGAGGAGACUACCAUAAAUUUUAAUGUAUGUUUCCAGGCCAAUGUGCCCAGAAUACAAGAUACUAAGUUUGGGAUGAAGGCCAGUAUACUCCCCCUACUACCUUCUAUGCCUCCUAUGGAGGAUUGGAGGGUCCACUGGAUCAGAUUUUAUGUGAGUUAAGGCUUGUAAAAGCAGAAGAGGUAAAUGUGAUCCUCCAAUGGUAUUCAUUCUGCUAGUAGAAGUAUAAUUCAUUUUUACUAUUUUCCUUGGACUCUUUAAUUUUUAAGUUGGUUGAAUUGGGCAAUACUGAGAACUGCAGAAUCUAAAAAGUCUCUCUUUCCUUUGCAGAGCAUGGAGGUGAACAGCACAACUCUAUAUAACAGCUCAAGUGGAAACCUUCUGACAGCCAACUACAGCCUUGCUCCAUCCACCCCUAUUAACCAGAAUGUCAGCCUGCAUCAGGCAUCGCUGGUUGGCUGCACACAAGACUUCCCUUCCCUGUUCAACUCUGAAAGUGAAAGUCCCUCAGUGGCUGGUGGCUCAGCUUUGUUGCAACUGGUUCCUGAUAACUCCACUGGCUUCAACAAAUUUGGCUCUACCAACCUAAGUGGGAACUUUUUUCCUCCCCAGUUAAACUGCACUGUAACUGAAACAUCUGGGUCUGAACUCCCAGAUCCUCUUGGAGGGCUCCUGGAUGAAGCCAUGCUAGAUGAGAUUAGUUUAAUGGAUUUGGCUAUUGAAGAAGGCUUCAACCCAGUGCAGGCAUCCUGCUUGGAAGAGGAAUUUGAUUCAGACUCAGGGCUCUCUCUGGACUCAAGUCACAGCCCUGCUUCUCUCAGCAGCUCAGAAGCAUCAUCCUCUUCCUCCUUUUCUGAGGAAGGAGCUGUAGGCUACAGUUCUGAUACUGAAAAUGUGGACUUUGAAGAUGCAGAAGGAGCUGUUGGGUAUCAGCCAGAAUAUAGCAAGUUCUAUCGGAUGAGCUACCAAAAUCCUCCUCAGUUGCAGUACCUGCCUUAUCAUGAGCAUGUGGGUCACAAUCAAACAUACAACAUGGCCCCUAGGACCUUAGACACUGAUGAGUCCCAGCCAGCUAGUAUGGGAAAGAAGAGUUCCAAAGAAAAGCAAGCAGAUUUUCUAGAUAAGCAGAUGAGUAGAGAUGAACAUAGAGCCAGAGCCAUGAAGAUUCCUUUUCCCAAUGAAAAGAUCAUCAAUUUGCCUGUAGAGGAAUUCAAUGAACUCCUGUCCAAGUAUCAGUUGAGUGAAGCACAGCUGAGUCUAAUCCGUGACAUUCGCAGAAGGGGUAAGAAUAAGAUGGCAGCCCAGAAUUGUCGUAAAAGAAAACUGGACACUAUCCUCAAUCUGGAGCGGGAUGUAGAUGAUUUGCAGAGAGACAAAUCAAAGCUGCUCAGGGAGAAGGUGGAAUUUCUCAGGUCCAUCCACCAGAUGAAGCAAAAAAUGCAGACCCUCUACCAGGAGGUAUUCGGCCAUCUGCGUGAUGAGAAUGGACAGCCCUAUUCCCCAAACCAGUAUAUUCUACAGCAUGCCAGUGAUGGCAGUGUUAUUCUAAUAUCACGUUCCUUGGCUGAGCAGCAGAGGUGGUGUCAAGAGAAGAAACAGAAAGACAGGAGGAAGUGAAAGAUGAUAAAUAUCAUUUGAAAAGCAUAAACUUGCUGAAUCUGCAACCUGGAGAAGGGCUGAGCCCAGAAGAAUUUGGAGGAACAUUCAUCCCUUCUCAAUAUACCUUCUCAAACCAUGCUAGGUUCCAGCCAAUGUAUAGGAGCAGACUGCUGGGUAGUGGGGCUACAAGUCUUGAGCGGUGGAAUGGCAAAACAUGCUGGGAAAGACCUGUGGUUCGAGAAGCCUCAAACCAAUUGAACAUGAGUGAAUUACCUGGCAUAAUGUGUGUGUAGCAGGGGGGAAAUCUCAGCAGAGGGUAGAAAAUUUGAAUUGUUUAAAUGUCUUUUUUUUGUAAAGGAAGAAAUGUGAAAUGGAUGGAUUGAGGAGAUCUAAGUUUUUUUUCUUCUUUGACUUUCCAAGUCUUGGGUAUUUCAGGUAGCUGGUUGGAUUUUUUAACUAGUUUAAUGCAGCUCAAACCCAUGCCUAAAUCUGAAUACUUAGCCCUGAUCUCUUUGUAGAUCUGUAUGUACGUAACUACAGAGGAAGCACAGAAAAUUGAUUGUACUUAGGAGAGAAGAAAAACAUUUCCCCUCAAGCUGAAAGUGUUUUCCAUUCAAGGAAUCUAUAUGUACUGCCAUUUUGAACGUCAGCAUUUAUCAUAAAUGUUUGGCAGGGUAAGAGUGCAAAGGGUUAAUAGAAUUACUAUUCUAAUCUAUCUUUAUCCAUCCUAAUUGAAAACUUUGUUAAAGAUGUCCCUUGCCGGCAGAGGAGCCUGCAUUAAUUCUGGGCCACUAUCAAGAUGCAUCACAUGAUGCUGCAUGGUAAAAUUGCAUACCAUAAAGCUGUAGUCAUCAAUUUAGUAUCCCAUUGAUUGGCUUAGAGAGACUGCUUUGGGUGAAGGGAACUAUAGGGCUAAAGGCAGGGGUGGGUUCCUACCGGCUGCACAACCGGUUUGUUUCACACGAGCUGUGCGCGCGCUCUCACUUCACUUGUUUGCAGGCCAGGUGCGUGUUAUCGGUGCAUGCAGUUUAGCAAAAAUUGAACUUCCGCAUUGCAAACAAGGAGCACAGACACCAGCUGAGGAGAGGCAAUUCAAUCUGCCACCACUGAUCAGCUGGGCUUCAGAAGCAGAAAUAAAGGUCAGUAUAACCCGUGGGCGGGCAGGCCCACUUUCACGGAUAGAGAACCAAUUCGCUCUCGGCUUGCAGUCAGUGCUAACAGUUCGGUCGAACUGGGCCGAACAGUUAGGAACCCACCACUGGCCAACGGCGUAGAUCUAGAAUCCGCAAGGCAUCUGACCAUCACCAUUUGGUCUAUAGCACAGCUGGUUUUGCUUCUGUUAAGUGGCCAUGCUUGUGUUGAGAGCCAUCAGCAAGUCUUUUUUUGAAUGGGCAGUUUGAUUUUAAUUUAUUAUGGUUUGUGUUCCUGUGUUGCUUCCCCUCCCCUGUAGUGCUAUAGAAUGAACUCAAGAGUAUGCAUGCAGGAAAGAAGGGUGGUACUUCCCCCUGGGGGGGGGGAAGGGCAGCAUAUAAAUAAAAAUCAACAAACAACAAACAUAUCAAAGCUACUAACGGUUCUUUCUGCCAUAAAGACUCAAUGUGUUAACUGAUUCCACAGCUGGCUUCCCUUCUGUCCUUGGGUGUCAUUCCAACUUCCCUCUUCACCCCCCAUUGAAAGAAAAUAAGAUGAAGGAUGAAGAUAGUGCCUUGAACACAGCUAGCCUCAAGCUCUGAGGCCAUCCCUGAAGCACAGCUGGGAGUAUUACUGACUUGACCAGCAACUGUAGAGCUAAAAUGCCUUUCGGUAUUUCCCAGCCACUCAGUCCUGUGUAUGUGAUGAUGUAUGAGGGCAUAACAUUGAAAUGGGCAUCCUCUGAAGGAUUGUAGAUAUUAUGCAUUAAUUGGUAUAAAGCAGGGCUGUUAAACUCCCGGCCCGCAGGCCAGAUGUGUCAUGCGCUGGCCACAGCCAU